Cricetulus griseus (Chinese hamster) is the source of this 982-nucleotide messenger RNA. The record is from RefSeq and is a predicted model, not a curated record. NCBI's taxonomy places the organism in Eukaryota, Metazoa, Chordata, Mammalia, Rodentia, Cricetidae.
AUGCUGAGUUCUAUCAAGUGCGUGUUGGUAGGGGACAGUGCUGUGGGGAAAACCUCACUACUGGUGCGCUUCACCUCUGAGACCUUCCCGGAGGCUUACAAGCCCACUGUGUAUGAGAAUACUGGUGUGGACGUCUUCAUGGAUGGCAUCCAGAUCAGCCUGGGCCUCUGGGACACUGCUGGCAAUGAUGCCUUCAGAAGCAUCCGCCCCCUGUCCUACCAGCAGGCAGACGUAGUGCUGAUGUGCUACUCUGUGGCAAAUCAUAGCUCCUUCCUGAACUUGAAGAACAAAUGGAUUAAUGAGAUCAGGAGCAACCUACCCUGUACCCCGGUGCUGGUUGUGGCCACACAGACCGACCAGAGAGAGAUGGGCCCCCACAGGGCCUCUUGCAUCAAUGCCAUAGACGGGAAGAGACUUGCCCAGGACGUGCGAGCCAAGGGCUACCUGGAGUGCUCAGCCCUUAGCAACCGGGGAGUACAGCAGGUAUUUGAAUGUGCCGUCCGAACGGCUGUCAACCAGGCCAGGAGACGAAACAGAAGGAAACUCUUCUCCAUCAAUGAAUGCAAGAUCUUCUAAACUCCAAGGUCCUGCAUCCAGCAUCCAUGAACGUACCUCAAAGACUAAUGGGGGAGGGGAAGGUGGCAAGCCAAGGGGGUUGAUGCUCUUUCUUUGUCCAUUUGAACACCCUUUCUUCUGGAUGGAAUUAUCAGGUAGGUUGGCCACUGAUGCUUCCACUUCCACUCUACAGAUGAACUCUUUGCCCAGCACAACCACAGAGAUUCCUUGGGAAGCCAUACGAAUAGUCCGUCUUCAACAAAAAAACUAAAACGACUGUCCUAACUUAGACAAUGAAGUGAAUUUUCCGAGGAUGCCAUAUUUAAACUCACAUUUUAUUUAAAUAAUAAUCAACCACAUAGCUUUUGUUUUCAUGCUUGGAAAGUCUUUUCUUUGCAAAGGCAAACUGCUGUAUGAAGGAAAUAAC